AUGACGUCUUUAAAAAGUUGUGUGAUCUCGUCCAUUGUGGUCUGGUUAAUUUGUAUCACACCAAUACAAACUUUAACCUUAGAGACAACUGAAAAUUUCAAUGAGGCUUUGAGACAAGACAGAAAACAAACAAUGUGUCCUACACAGUGCUAUUGUACUGAAGACAAAACCACGCAGCAAUUUAAUGUAGACUGCUCCAGCAGACAUCUACAGAAUAUUCCAGACUUACCUCCACAAACGACGAGGUUGGAUUUAAGCCUGAACAACAUCAACAACAUCCAGUCAUUUUUCUUCAGCAACCUUACGCAGCUGAGCUACUUGGACUUAUCGUUUAAUAAACUCUAUCACAUUUUUAAUAACACUUUUUAUGGUCUGCAUUCGUUAAAAUGGCUCUCCUUAAUGAAAAACAAUUUAAUUUAUUUAAAGUCAACAUUUGAAUUAGAUGCAUUUAACGGACUAGAUCAACUUGAAGUCUUACAUCUAGAAUGCAACAGUCCAAGUAAAGAUAAUGCAAUAUACCCAGAUCAAGCCAUUUCUAAAUUAAAAAAUCUUAGAGAAAUAAACAUUGACGGUUACCCUGUUCCUCUAGGACCUGGAUUUAGAAACUUAGAGAAAUUAGAGGGUAUAUUUUUAAGAACAUUAAUUUAUUGUUCAUAUUGCAAUAUGGGAUCGGCUAUGCCUGACAAUUUUUUCGAGAACAUCGUGUCACUUCGACCUAUGACGAUAGCGCUAUCAGUUUGCUAUAUGUCGUAUUUACCACCACGACUAUUCAGCCCUAUCAGAAAUCUCCAUAAUCUCGACAUUUCGAAAAAUCGUAUUACGUUCAAAGGUUUUAAAAAUGGAACCGAAUCUCUAAACGGCUCAAACAUAGAGUCUUUAAAUUUACAUGGAAUUGACAAAGACGGGAUCGAUUAUAACGUGAUAACGAGGCACAUGUUUAGACAUUUAAAAAACACCCCUCUCAAAUAUUUAGAUCUGUCGGCUAACAGAAUCUAUAGUGUACAUAUUUUUGCUUUUAAUGACUUGCCUCCGACUCUUGAAUAUUUAUCACUAAAGAAUAAUGUAUUAUCGAGGGCUUCUAUCCUUUUUGCAUUUUUAUCUUUGCGGCAAGUUAAAACUAUUGAUGCAAGUUUCCAAACUCAAUAUACAAUAAUGAAUGAGACUGAUCUAGAAAGAGAUAUAAAUCUUGGAUCUGUUUCUACUAAUAUCGCUAGUAAUGGAGAACAUUUUUGUGGGAAGUAUUCAUCGGAGUUUAUUAUCAAUAAUAAAAAUACGCUUGGGAUAAAUAUAACAACAACUAAAAUAAGACGCGUGAUUUACUGGGCUUUUCCACCAAAUCUAGAAGUUUUAAUUAGCGGGUCGAUGAAAGUUGAAUAUUCCAUCCCUGCCAUAACAAUUUUAAACAAUACAGUACUCAGAUACAUGGACUACUCAAACAACAUGGCCAGGUGCUGGGGAGGGCCCAUGAAUGGACUACCAGCUCUACAAUAUCUCGACUUAUCCGAGAAUUAUUGUACCAAAAUGAAUUUAAUAUUUUUCAAAUAUCUGACGAAUUUGACGACACUUCUUCUACAAGACAACCUUCUUGGUCCUAUUUUGGCCAAUGACACUUCAGGAAUAGCUUUCUCAACACUGACCAGAUUGGAGACAUUGAACAUCAGCGGCAACACUAUAACAUCUUUAUCUAGAAAUUUCUUUGAGAAUAACAUUAAUUUAAAAUAUUUAAAUCUCUCUGGAAACGAACUAACAGAUUUCGACAUAGAUAUAAUUACAGUUACCAAAAUUGAGUACCUGUCGUUUGUCCAUCUUCUAAUCACCGACCCAGACAUAUUUGAUAGUGUAGACUCCAUCAACUGUACCACAGCUGACGGCUCCAUCUUAUCACAUGACCAACUGGCAACAUUCUACCCUCAGUUAAUGAAGAGCUGUGUCUCACAGGAAAUUUUCAUUGGAACUCUCGUUACGUUUUUCAUCGUUCUCGGCACUGUCUUAUUGUCGGCCAUGUUUUACUAUAACCGAUGGAAAUUUGCGUACCUCUAUUUCAUUGGAUCAAAGAAACUUCACAUUGGCGACGUUCUUCUGACGUAUAAGCCAGUUGCGGAUGUUUUUAUAACCUAUGAACAGGAACCAGAAUAUCGUCACCUAGCGAGGAACGUCUUCUUUCCUCGGCUAAAUGAGAACCACGUCACAUUUAUAAACGGCGAGGACGACUUCCCAGCUGGCCCACAACAAAACAACAUCGCUGGCGCCAUUGCCGGUACAAGAAAGACACUCAUCCUACUCUCGCGAGAUAUCUUUGAAGACAGGAACCGGGAACUCGAGAUGAACCUGGCCAUCAUGCACGAAAUGAAUUGUUCUGAUAGGAUAAUCGUGCCUGUUUUUGUGUGUCACUUUCCCGUCAUCACCUGGCCAGUGGAGAUCGUGACCUACAUCAGAAACCAGAAUCACCGUUGUUUGUUGUAUGAGGACACGGAAGAGUUUUGGAAAAUGUUGAUAAAUCAAAUACGUCAGUGAUAUGGGGACCGCAGAAUUUCAUUGAGCGAGAUAUGUUUGUACACUUAACCUAUCAUCGAUGAACGUUUCUCAGUUGGUAAUAUUUAACUUUAAAACAUGCUUCUUUUUAUUAUCCCAACAUUUUUAUUUUCAUUAAGAUGUGCCCAUUCGUAUCUCCGAUGUAGGGAUACUACACUUUUAGAAAUUAUACAUUUGUAUAUCUAUAUAAACUCUCCACAUAAUUCUACAUGCAACCCUUUCUCAUUCCCUUAAUAACACCUCUAAUGUACCUCUCAACUAAAAAAAAGCAGCUGCUAAAAUGAUAAUGAUGAUGAUGAUUAGAUGUA
This is a messenger RNA of Physella acuta, 2840 nucleotides long. RefSeq names its product toll-like receptor 4. NCBI's taxonomy places the organism in Eukaryota, Metazoa, Mollusca, Gastropoda, Physidae. Gene Ontology annotation, molecular function: signaling receptor activity; protein binding. Gene Ontology annotation, cellular component: plasma membrane. The record is from RefSeq and is a predicted model, not a curated record. Gene Ontology annotation, biological process: signal transduction.